AUGGACCCCUUCUCCUCCGACGGCGAGCUUGUCCACAUCCACACCGCCUUCACGCAAUCCCAACACUCCACCGUGCUCUCCGACUUCGACCCUUCCUCUUUCUCCGCCAGCAACAGACUCCCCGUCCAGGUCCUCCAAUAUCGCGCCCAAUGCGCCCUCGGACAGAACGACGAUGUGAUCAGCAGCAUCAGCGAUGCAGACGCGAAGAGUACUCCUGAUUUGGCGGCGGUGAGGGUAUACGCAAGCUAUCUGCAAUCUGUCGCGCAGGGGAGCGGUGGGGAGGAUGCGGUUGCUGAGGCGGAGAGGUCCGAUCUGGCAGUCAAGGAGGCGAAGUCUGCCAGGUCAUUCGCGCAGGAUGCUCUUCUGGUCAACUUGGCGGAGUCCUGGAUCGGCAUGCGCAAGGGUGGAGAGGAGUAUCAAAAAGCGUUCUACGUCUUCGAAGAGCUGGCACAGUCACCGAGCAGUGCUAGCGCGGCGAGCUUGGUCAGCCAGGCGGUCAGCGAGCUGCAUAUGGGACGGGUGGAGGAGGCGGAGACCGCUUUGAAUUCUGCCUUGGGCAUGGAGCCGGACAACACCGCGGCGUUGGCGAACAAGCUGGUGCUGGACACAAUUUUAGGACGGGACGCUGGCGAGGCGCGAAAGAAGUUGGAAAGCACUGAUGCGCAGAACGAGAUGCUGGAAGACUUCAAGGCGAAGAGGGAGGCUUUCCGGACGGCAAUGGGGAAAUACUCGCCCAAGUUUGAGCCUUGA
Molecule: messenger RNA, 750 nt
Organism: Saxophila tyrrhenica
Lineage: Eukaryota; Fungi; Ascomycota; Dothideomycetes; Mycosphaerellales; Extremaceae
Exons: 2
Coding region: 1-750 (249 amino acids)
Biological process (GO): intra-Golgi vesicle-mediated transport; endoplasmic reticulum to Golgi vesicle-mediated transport; retrograde vesicle-mediated transport, Golgi to endoplasmic reticulum
Cellular component (GO): COPI vesicle coat
Molecular function (GO): structural molecule activity; protein binding
Source: RefSeq, a predicted model, not a curated record